GACACCAAAGAACAGCACUCCGGUCAACGAAUUCUACGUUUUGAGGCCAAUAUUCCGCCCGUGUUGAGCCGCAAAACAUCUUGGUCGUUGAAUUUGCUCCCUAGAGAGGACUAGCGUUCAAGCUAUGACCACAUCUUAUUGGUCCUAGAGCAAGCUUCAAGGUCACGUUCAGGCAGGCAAACAUCAACAACUUCGACCCAAUGCUGGGAGAGACAUGAUCAAAAGCUCUUCCAGAUGGCGAACCCGACCGCAGAUUGGGAGAAGGUUGGGGACAAGUUCUACAGAAAGAUACAGCUUUACACCGCUGUUUUUGACCAGGAUCUGGAACUAGAAAACUACAUCGUCACUGGCUGUUCGUAUGGGGGAGCUAUCGCUCUUUAUCGAGACGAGUCCAAAUUACAUUCUUUCAGAGGAUCUCAAGCAUCAAAAUCCAGCAUCGACCUCUACAGCUGUGCGGGGAAGCUCUUAAAGAGUCUCAACUGGGACAAGGGCUCUAUCAAGGGUCUUGGGUGGUCGGAAGAUGAGCAGCUCAUCGUAGUGACGGCGGACGGGACAGUCAGAUGUUAUUAUGAUUUGCAAGGAGAUUUCACCCAGUUUUCUCUUGGGAAUGGAGCAGAAGAAUAUGGUGUCAGUGCUUGCAAAUUUUAUGGCACCGGAUUCGUGGCUCUGCUCACAAAUAAUCAUCUGAUAUCUGUUGCCAGAUAUGAGGAGCCUCGCCCAAAACUGCUUGCCGAGCCACCUGAGGGAGAUGUGCACUCUUGGACGCUGAUUCCUCCUGCAUACACGCUUUCACGUUCAGUUGAAGUGUUAUUAAGUAUCGGCCAGACAAUCCAUGUCGUUGAUGCAUCCGAGUCAGAAGAUCGCAUGCUAGAUAUUGGCCCUUUCACUCAUAUCAGUGUCUCGCCAAACGGAAAGUUUGCGGCGCUGUACACAGAAACUGGUAGAGCAUAUGUCAUCACAAGCGAUUUUCAAAGCAGGUUGAGCGAACAUGAUUCAAGGUCACGGAUAGCACCUAAAGAUGUGCAAUGGUGCGGCAAUGAUGCAGUGGUCAUUGCUUGGGAAGACGAAGUCCAUCUAAUUGGACCGAACAAUGCUGCAGCUAAAUAUUUCUAUGAGGGAAGAGUGCAUCUCAUUGCUGAUCACGAUGGAGUACGGUUGAUCACCAAUGAUGUCUGUGAUUUCCUACAAAAGGUGCCUGAGGUGACUGACGAAGUGUUCCGAUUUGGCACCGAGUCACCAGCAUCAAUUCUACUCGAUGCAGUUGAGCAGCUUGAAAAUCAGUCGCCAAAAGCUGAUGACAACAUUCAGCUUAUUCGGCCGAAUUUGGUAGAAGCCGUGGAUACUUGUGUCAAAGCAGCAGGAUGCGAAUUCAGCAUUCAUUGGCAAAAGCAAUUGCUAAAAGCAGCAUCUUUCGGCAAGUCUGUUCUCGACAUAUACAAUAGUGAUGAUUUCGUGGAUAUGUGUGAAACACUACGGGUUCUGAACGCUGUUCGAUUCUAUGAAGUUGGUCUGCCACUAUCCUACGAACAAUUCCUCCGCCUCACACCGGAAAAGCUUGUCCGGCGUCUCAUCAAUCGUCGAGAGUAUCUUCUUGCCAUCCGGAUAUCAUCUUACCUGCGCCUCCCAACAGACCGGAUCUACGUUCAUUGGGCUUCACAAAAAGUGCGUGUUGGCUCAGAAGAUGAGGACACAAUUUGCCGUCUCAUCGUAGAAAAGCUCGCCGGGAAAAGAGGCAUCUCAUUCGAAGAAAUAGCAAGAGCGGCUUAUGAUGAAGGUCGAGGACGUCUUGCUACCGAGCUCCUAAACCAUGAGCCACGAGCCGGAAAACAAGUCCCUCUCCUUCUUAACAUGGAAGAAGAUGAAAUAGCACUUGACAAAGCCAUCGAAAGCGGAGACUCUGACCUUGUAUUCUUCGUCCUUUUGCAUCUCAAGAAGAAGCUCCCUCUCGCCUCUUUUUUCCGCGUGAUUAACACACGCCCGGUAGCUACAGCCCUCAUCGAGUCCUCCGCACAAGAAGACGACUCUGAACUUCUGAAAGAUCUUUACUACCAAGACGAUCGCCGAGUAGACGGUGCCAACGUCUUCAUACGAGAAGCCUUGAAACAGCCUGAUUCGAAGACAGCAUCGGACAAAUUGGCUCUAGCAGGGAAACUUCUGACUGAUUCGAAAGAUACGGCCUUUGAGCUCAAAGCUCUCCACGAAACAGCAACACUGCUCAAAAUGCAAGAUGCCUUCGAUCGAGAUCUGACUGAAACUUUCACCGGACUAAGUGUGAACGAGACGAUGUUCAAGCUGAUCAGAUUAGGAUACGGAAGCCGAGCUAAGAAAGUGCAAAGCGAGUUCAAAGUUCCUGAGAAGACUGCUUGGUGGAUCAGACUUCGAGCAUUAGUAGCCAAGCGGGACUGGAACGAGUUAGAAGAGUGGUCUAAGACUCGAAAAUCCCCAAUUGGUUGGGAGCCAUUCUUUGCACUUAUCCUCUCAGCUGGAAACCCCAAACUCGCCAGCAUCUUCAUACCCAAAGCCGCACCUUCUCUGCAACCUGGCGAGACGAUCGGCAUGUACGAGAAAUGCGGUAUGCGCGUUAAAGCAGCUGAGGAGGCCGUCAAGAUCAAAGAUGUCGAAUCGGUAGAUAGAUUGAGAAAUGCAGCGGGGAUUGGGACAAUAGAGGGACGUGAAAUUGAAAGGAUUGGAGCUGGAUUGAAGAGAUGAAGGUUUGGGCACUCAUGUACAAGAGAGAAGUCAAAGCAAGCAGUAAUUAUUC
Molecule: messenger RNA, 2761 nt
Organism: Mollisia scopiformis
Lineage: Eukaryota; Fungi; Ascomycota; Leotiomycetes; Helotiales; Mollisiaceae
Product: vacuolar protein-like protein sorting vps16
Exons: 7
Coding region: 235-2709 (824 amino acids)
Biological process (GO): endosomal transport; intracellular protein transport; vacuole fusion, non-autophagic
Cellular component (GO): endosome; HOPS complex; cytoplasm
Molecular function (GO): actin binding
Source: RefSeq, a predicted model, not a curated record